CGAUGGUCCUGCACCCAGACUCUGUUGUCUCUAAGCUCUACAGCAACCACAGAAGAAAAACUGGAAGCCACCUCACACCUGAAAAUGAGAGCGCUCAGUGUUGUCCUUGUCAUGGUGCUCCUGUGCACCGGAGCUCUUGGUUUUCUGGUUAAGGUUAGAGACAGACACUUCCCAUUGGAGGCAGUGAAAGAACUGAAGGAAUUGAUGGAUUUAGAUGAGAAGAACCCUCAACUCACCAAGAAAGUUGUUGAAGAGGUUUGCGCCAAACCUCUCCUGCCGCCGGUCUUUCGAGCAGUGUGUGACAAUGAGGUGGAAAGAAAGGCUGUUUUCUACGAACUCGUGGAAGUCUUCAAGUAUAUUGAUCCAUGAGAGAUCUGUCCCUUUGCUGCCUGCACUGGGUGUUAGGAUUGAGGCUGCCAUCUAUAUGACACACAAACCAUCGACUGGGAUCUUGUCGGGACGUCAUCAUCCAGAAUUUCGAAUGACAGUUACAUAAAAAUUUGACUUGCCUUGAUUUUUAUGUGUGUUGCUACAUUCUGAUAUGAUCCAUUGUCAGGAGUGUAAAGCUGCCUCUUAUGAAUAAAUACAUUCUUUGCAUUUGUUAACGGAGUUGUGAUAUACUGAAAGGUGACUAGUUGUACUGUUUCACUCAGGUUUGUCCAAUAACUCAUUCAUUUUCAAAUGAAAUUGUUUACAAAACAAAA
This is a messenger RNA of Amphiprion ocellaris (clown anemonefish), 704 nucleotides long. Its product is annotated as guanylin-like. Gene Ontology annotation, cellular component: extracellular region. Gene Ontology annotation, molecular function: guanylate cyclase activator activity. Bases 85 to 369 code for a protein of 94 amino acids. The transcript is spliced from 3 exons. The record is from RefSeq and is a predicted model, not a curated record. NCBI's taxonomy places the organism in Eukaryota, Metazoa, Chordata, Actinopteri, Pomacentridae.